Molecule: messenger RNA, 1616 nt
Organism: Hansenula anomala
Lineage: Eukaryota; Fungi; Ascomycota; Saccharomycetes; Phaffomycetales; Wickerhamomycetaceae
Gene: MRX12
Product: Mrx12p
Exons: 1
Coding region: 1-1596 (531 amino acids)
Source: RefSeq, a predicted model, not a curated record
AUGCUUAAACAACGCCAAUUGCUGAGACAGCUACCCCAUAUAAGGUCAUUGAAUUUUAGUCAAAGACAUUACUCCACUGAAAUCUCAGUGAGAGAAAAGCUGCUAAAGUUGAAGGAAUCCAAAGAUAUCCCACCAUCAGUUUAUUCAAACUUAUUGAAUCAUAAUGAUAUAAUCACAGGUAAAGAAGUUGAAAUUGUGGAUGAAAUCAUUGAUUUAGCCAAAAAUGACUCAAACGUCACAAAUGAGAGCCGUGUUCAACUCCAUAACUUUGUUUUGAAAAACUUGGUCAAGUAUGAUUAUAGUUUAUCGGUUGUUCAUCAAAGUGAAUUAUCUGACUUGAAAGGUGUUGUAGAUCUUGAUUCUAUGGUGGAGAUCAUUAAAUAUAACCCAGGUAGAGUGAAGUCGUCUUGGGAGUUGUUUGAAACCACUAUGAGCACCAUAGAGCCAGAUAGCUCUGAGGAGUACCAAGAACUGUUGAGUACAGUGCUGUCAAAACUGGUACAUGGUGAUGCCAGUGAACAAGAGGAUGGUUAUAUCAUGAAUGAAUCCGCAUUAUUAAGAAGCGUGUUUUUGUUGAAAUGCUUGAAAGCUCCUUCACAGGACUUGCUCGAAAAAGUUUUAGCAAGAGCUCUUGAAACUGACAAUUAUCAGCUCAUCCAAUUGAUUGGAUUACAGUCUUUUGAGCAAAUCAAAAACUUGGAACCAAAUACCAACCAGUUUGUUCAAUUGUGGAGUAUUUGGAACCCAAGCCCUUCAUCACUAUCAAAAGAAGAAAUAGAGAAUAAUCUUGACUUGUGGAAAAAAUUGCUUUGGAGAACAAGUGAAAAGAAAGAAUCAACAUCCCCAAAAGACAAUUCCUCACAUCAAGAAUCAUUUUCUUACUUGAAGCAACUCCAAGAACAAUUUCCAAAGUUACAAGUUGACUUGACUGUUCCGAAAAAGACAGAUCAAGAUUCAACUUUCCAAUCUCUUGCUAAUAUUUUAGAAGAAUCAGGAAUUUUCAAAAACCCUGAACCAAAAUACACUCCAUUAAGAGUAACUUUACUUAAAUCAUAUGGUAUGAGUAAAGAUGGUAUCAAAACUGCUUUUCAAUUAUAUCAUGAUUUCAUUUCACUUGACAAACAAAAUGUUGAUUUGUACAUGACCACAAUGGCCACAAGUUCCUUUUAUUUGGCUGUGAAGAACAACGAUUCAAGACAUUUAAUGAUAGGAGAAGCAUUAAUUCCACAACCUAUCCCAUAUAAGGCAUUGCAAGCACAGAUAUUAGGCCAUUCUUCUUUUGAUAUUCAAAAAUCUUUGAACUUGUUUAAUGACCAUAUUAAAGAUGUUUCAAAAAAAGUCAAUGAACUUGGUAUAUCACCUGCAACUUCUCUAAUAGAAAGUCUUAUAACAUCAUACCUGUCUAAAAAGGAUCUUCAAUUUGCACAUUUGAUUCAUGAUGGAGCCAUUAUGAACAAUAUUAUAACAACCGAAACUGCUAAAAACAGAAUGAAGGCUAUCUUUAAAAGAUAUGGAGAAAUAAAUGGUGAAGAGGAUAAUGACAAGAUGGCUGUGAUGUUGAAAGAUCAAGUAUUGGAAUCACUUCGUGAACUAUGAUUUGAAUGGGAUGAAUGGGA